UAGAUCCAUAUGAAUAAAUACUGACCCAACCAGACAGUCACUGGCAGUCUUACUGGGUCCUCUAAAACCAUGCUCCACUUCAGCACCACACUCUUGCUCGCAGCAGCCUGUCUGCUUGUAAGCUCAGGUGUCUGUGCAGAGAAAGUUAUCACCUGUGGACCACAUGUCCACCGCCUGAGCUGUGAUUCUGGAGCGAUCAGUGUGCAGACUGCACUGUACGGACGAGCAGACACUAACACCUGCAGUGGAAAUAAAACUGAAGAGGAGGUUGCCAACACGCAGUGCUCUCUGCAGGGCGCUCUGGACACCAUCAAGACAAGGUGUGAUGGCAAGAAGGUGUGUGAACUAAGCUCAAGCAUCUUUACAACCGAUCCCUGCAGUGACACGUUUAAAUACCUGGAGACCACCUACACCUGCGUCCCAGCAACUCACCUCAUAACCUGUGAGCACUCCUUGGUACACAUGGAGUGUGCUGACGAGCAGGUUUUAGUUAUCUAUGGUGCUGAUUUUGGACGCCGCGACCCCACCACAUGCUCUUACAAGAAGCCUGCCUCAAAGAUUGAAAAUGUCAGCUGCUUCCACCCGACAGGCUUAGUUGCUGAGAGGUGUAAUGGGAAGACCAGCUGCACUAUGAGAGCAAGCAGCUCGGUGUUUGGAGACUCCUGUGAAGAUACCUACAAGUACCUGGAGGUGGCUUACACAUGUCAAAAUCCUGUGGCUGCUUAAAAGGAGGAAACGUACUGAAAUCACUGUACACAUUCACUGAAUAAACUGAAUGUUAUUAGAAAAA
Messenger RNA from Toxotes jaculatrix (banded archerfish), 790 nucleotides. RefSeq names its product L-rhamnose-binding lectin SML-like. Bases 70 to 726 code for a protein of 218 amino acids. Gene Ontology annotation, molecular function: carbohydrate binding. The transcript is spliced from 9 exons. The record is from RefSeq and is a predicted model, not a curated record. Lineage: Eukaryota; Metazoa; Chordata; Actinopteri; Toxotidae.